CAUCAAUAUUUAAAGUUUGAAAAUCUGGAAGUAAAGGUGAUAUUUGAGAUGGCUCUUCAACAGUUUGUGUGUAGGUUCACUCUGAUGACCCUUCUUCUGUCUCCAGGUUUUUAUUCAAGUAACUAUGGUGGUCAAAAAGAUUCUCCAGGAGCUUCACCCUGGCAGGUCAUAUUGCUCAAUGACGAUGGUCUCCAGUGUGUGGGGUCACUCAUCACGGAUCAGUGGGUGCUCACAUCAGGCAGAUGCAUGGCGAAUUAUGGACCCAACAACACAGUAGCCCUCCUGGGGGCACAAAACCAGUUGGGCGAAAACCCACACGAAGAAAAUCGAACAAUCGAUGACGUGGUUUGCUACAGUGAUCGGCAUGACUACCAUUCUAAAGACAGCAUUUGCCUCCUCCUGUUGUCGGCUCCAGUCAAUUUUUCAGAGGCCAUCCAGCCAAUUGCUUUGGCCUCAAGAAGAAGCACUUUCCAUAAUGGGACUCUCAGCUGGGUCACUGUUUUUGACAGUUACUACCACAAUGAAACAAUUCUGCAAAAGGUCAAAGCAUCAAUAGUGGGCAACAAUCAGUGCAACUGUGACUAUGAAGGAGAGGAAAUCUCAGACAAGCAGAUGUGUGUUGGACUGGGAGAUGAAGGAUACGAUGCGUGUGAGGUAUUUCAAGGAUCUCCCCUGGUGAUUAAAGGCGAUAAAGAAUGGGUUCUAGCUGGAGUUGAAGGUUUCCAACACACCUGUGGACCUCUUAAAGUCUACGCCGAGGUGUCCCGGUACCAGAGAUGGAUCAGUGAAUCUAUCACUGGCAUGGAACCACACUUUGUUACUUUUGAUCCCCCAGGUUUUGACAUGGACAAGAACUUUAUUUGUAUAAAAUCAGAAAUUUUGACCACACCUGUUCCCAUUUCUACGACCACUGGUGACACCAUAUUUAGUGGUGGUGACAACCUCAUCCACUUCACUCACUUCCUUUUUCUGUCUGCUCCUUUUCUGUUUCUCCAUGAUGUUGUUGGCACCAGUGGAAUGUGAAAGUGUAUUUCUAGAAGGUGGCAGAUUUUUUCUUUUGAGGCUUUUUUUGGGUGGAAUCCCACUUUUGCUCAAAGAUCUACUGGUUACAUAAAACAUUUAGAAUUAAAAGGGUUUCACAUGGUAUAGUGAUUUUACUGGCCUUUACUUUUUUGCUACUAUUUUAGUUGAAAAUUUCAUUUUUAUAACUUUGUGGGAAAAAGAAACAAUGGAAGUACACUCACUGGCCACUUUAUCAGGCACACAUGUCCAAUUGCUCGUUACUGCAAAUUUCUAAGCAGCCAAUAACAUGACAGCAACUCAAUGCAUUUAGGCAUGUAGACAUGGUCAAGACAAUCUGCUGUAGUUUAAACCGAGCGUCGGAAUGAGAAAUAAAGGGAUUGAAGUGACUUUGAACGCGGCAUGGUUGUCGGUCCCACACAGUCUGGUCUGAGCCUGCUGGGAUUUUCACCCACAACCAUAAAAAAAAGGAAAAAAUCCAGUGAACACCAGUUCCUGUGGGUGGAAAGGCCUUGUUGGUGCUAGAUGUCAGACGAGAACGGCCGGACUGGUUCCAGUUGAUGGAAAGGCCACACCAACUCAAAUGACCACUGGUUACAACAGAAGACCAUCUCUGAACGCACAACAUGUCCAAACUUAAGGUAUAUGGGCCACAGCAGCAGAAGACCACACCAGGCUACACUCCUGUCAGCUAAGAACAGGAAACCCACAGGCUCACCAAAAUUGUAAAACAGGAGAACAGGUUGGUGGUGGUGUAAUUGUGACAUUUUGUUGCCCCACUUUGGGCCCCUUAGUACCAAUUGAGAACUGUUACAAUGCUGUUGCAACUCUGUGAUGCUCUCAUAUCAAUAUGGUCCAAACUCACUGAGGAAUGUUUCCAGUACCUUUUUGAAUCUAUGUCAUAAAGGAUUAAGGCAGUUCUGAAGGCAAAAGGGGGUCCAACCUGGUAUUAGCAAGGUGUACCUAAUAAAGUGACCCGUGAGUGUAUAUUAAUAUUUUGCAUGCUUAAACAAAAACUAGAUGUGUCCGAAUAAUCUUUAUGAAAUAAUUCAAGGAUAUGAAAUGUUUAAAUGGUACAGUGAAACCCGGGCUAAUUUUUGCUGAUUUAAUGAUGUCAAAGUGAGAUUUUUAUCCAAAUCUAUGUCUAGGGUUGUUUUUUAGACAUCAUGAUUAAGACUAAAUAAAAUAUUUAAAAAAAGCAU
Messenger RNA from Oryzias latipes (Japanese medaka), 2222 nucleotides. RefSeq names its product serine protease 27. Gene Ontology annotation, molecular function: serine-type endopeptidase activity. The record is from RefSeq and is a predicted model, not a curated record. Gene Ontology annotation, biological process: proteolysis. NCBI's taxonomy places the organism in Eukaryota, Metazoa, Chordata, Actinopteri, Beloniformes, Adrianichthyidae.